Molecule: messenger RNA, 1407 nt
Organism: Manihot esculenta (cassava)
Lineage: Eukaryota; Viridiplantae; Streptophyta; Magnoliopsida; Malpighiales; Euphorbiaceae
Product: RING-H2 finger protein ATL79
Exons: 2
Coding region: 282-923 (213 amino acids)
Biological process (GO): protein ubiquitination
Molecular function (GO): transferase activity
Source: RefSeq, a predicted model, not a curated record
GAUCUUGAAUACAAGUUUCCUAAUAUUUAGUAAAGUAAUUUUAAAGCCUCAAGUAAACGCAUGCAUUGCUUAAUUGCAGCCCAGAAGUGAUACCUAUAAAAUCAUCCAAUUCUCUACUCGUACGCAAUCUCUUCUCUCUCUCAGACAACAAUCUCAUCUUAGAAACUUCAAGCUGCUUGAUGAUUUGAAAGCACCGCUUUCCGCAUAUAUAUAUAUAUAUAUCAAAUAAGAAGCCGGUGAUAUAGCAUAAACCACAUCAAAAUAAUAAAACAUCCAGCCAAAUGCGGCCGCAACCAGAAAUGACAACGGCCGCUUCUCCACAUAUCAUCCACCUCUCUCCACCGCUUCCCCACACAACAUCGACGGCAUGUUCCCCCCACGCUCACAGCUGCAGGUGGUGGCCUUACUCAAACUCUAAUGAUUUUGGAGCCAACACAGCCAUGAUCCUCAUCAUCCUCCUCUGUGCACUAAUAUGUGCUCUUGCUCUCAACACAGCUAUCCGCUGCUUCUUAAACGGCGGCCAUCACCCACCAGACCGUCUUCCCCAAAAUCGACGAGAAAUUGAGGAACAGCGAAAACCCAACACUGAAGCAGGUGCAGCGCCAUUGGUGGUGGCUCCAACGCUGGUGUAUUCGGCAGGGAUGAAGCUGGGAGGAGAAGAGGCUGACUGCGCUAUUUGCUUGUCGGAGUUCAUGGAGGGUGAUGGGAUUCGGGUUUUGGGAACUUGCAAGCAUGGGUUCCAUGUCCACUGUAUCGAACGGUGGUUGUCUUGCCACUUCUCUUGUCCCACUUGUCGCCGCAGUUGUCUUGCUUCCGUCCCCUCCUCCUCAGAAACUUCCGAGACACCAAGAAAUGACCUAAACAACCCUUCCCAACAACCGGAGACCCCGAUGGCUACAGGUCAAUUCACUAGUACUCCUUAACAAUUAUACGCAAUCUAGCCCGGCUGCAUCUAUGCUUAUCUUUUAGCAGUCAUUUAAGCAUCCAUCCUCUAGAGUUCAACAGAUACUACAGCCAGAUGCAGCUCUAGAAGAAUUUCCAUUAUGCAAAGGACAAGCUAGGAAUUACAAGGUUAAGUAGAAACUAAACUAGAGAGAUUAACUAUAUUUUUCUAACAGAGAAACUCUAAAUUACAAAAUCAAAAGAGAUAUUGGACCUUUUUGCUGUUCCCAAUGAAAAGGUGCCUAGCGUUGAAUUUCUGCUAGAACAGCAUAUUUUUCUCUCUAACCAUCAUCGUUCUUACAUAGCUUUGCGUGGCAGUUAAAAUGUGUCACAAGAACUUAACACUGAACCUUUGUAAGCCCGAAUAUAUGCUAGAUCUGUUCCAACUCUUUAUCCUUUUUAAUGGCAAACUGGAAUUUUUAAGCAACUUGCCAUUAUUUGAGAAGGCUGGUUACUUCAUUUCAA